AGAUAUGUUCCUUGGAUACGAUUCAUGUAAAAAGACCGAACCGUUUGAAGCGACAUACUGCGUAUGAAGAAGGUAUAUUGCGAAUAGCAGGAUUAACAGUAAUAGAAAACGUUUUUGCUGUCUUUUUGGAUCUGUCCUAUACUCUUAUUCGUGCGUAUAUAAUCGACGUGUCAUCUGCUACGCUAAUAAAAAUGUUUUCUUUUUCAUGAUUCUCUAUCUACAACAAACGCUGGUUGAAGGCGCUAUUACACAUAUCACUGCGCUGCGUGAUUUUAAUAACGAAACCAGAUGCAUCCUUGCUGUCGGUCAGGAUUCGUCGCUGGAUGUUGGAAGAAAUACAACACAAAAUUGCGACAAACAGGCGUGCGUCAACAUCAUUGAGCUCUAUGCCAAUAACAAGAAGAAGUGGCUCUUCAUAAUUCGUCCUAACAAACUGAACGAAAUGUGUGAAAUUACAUCCAUGCGAUUGAUUCCAGCAACCGUGGGUUAUUCUGUUAUUAUCGCUUUUCGUGCUAUCAGUGGGAAUGCCUCAGAGAUUGUUCGUCAUACAAUUUCAUCGUCUCAUGACGGACAACUAGAUUUAGAAGUGACGAUACCUGGAUCCGAACGGCUCCUGGAUGCGUACCCGUUUAAAGAUACCUGUUUAGCACUUACACAGCGGAGACUUGUUCAGAACCCUAAUGAUUCUAAUGUGUCUUGGAACGAUCGUCUUCUGUUAUUCGAUUCGUGUGGAAACGUCGAAAUAACGGACAAAAUAACUGGGUCUAAGCAGGGUGGAUUCAGUAACAUGGGCUCACUCACGGUGGCUACCACCAACCAGUAUUCACGAGGGUCCUCUGUAGAAAGCCAAUCCCAAGCGACAACAGAUUAUGACUCGACUGCCUCUGCCGUUAGUGUAGAGUUGGGUGAUACGCAAGGAAGCCAAAGUGGCUUUAAUACUCAAGAUAUGCUUCCAAGGGACGAUGCUGGAGAUAUUGCUGCCUUGGAGCAACAACUGGACUAUGUACAAGAAGUAACUAAUGCAGCACCAGAUGAGAUACUUACUGGUGAUGAGCAUCUGUCACAAGAAACAGUCCUUGGUGAAUCGUUCCAGCAGGUUGUUGAACAAGGGAUGAUUACGACAGAAGCAACCCAUGUCGACGAGCGACAACAAACGGCUAUUUGCGAAAUCCCAACUGUUACCGAAACUCCACAAAGUGAAACGCAUGGUGCGGACAGCGGCCCCUACAAUGAGAUGGCAAUAGACAUGGAGGAACAAGAUGAGCUCAUGGAAGACGAAGAAGGAACUAUUGCUAGCGCUAAAGAUGAAUCUCAGGGUGGUCUUUUGGAGAAUGAUACUACAGAGGGCGAGUUCGUUGACGAGGCAUUAAUAUACCAUCAAAGUGAAACGCACCUAAUGGAAGUUGAAAACGACAAAGCUAUUACUACUUCCAAAUACCCUGAUUACGAAGCAGAAUUGCAGAUUGUACCGUCUAUUACAGCUGAGCCGACAUCAGAUACUUCCAUAUCCUCGGAAGACGAAGAAAGAUGCCCAAGAAUGACUGAAAAGAGAAGAGGAGAUGUUGAUGCUUCACCAGAUACAUCAGGAACAGAGGAAUCGGAACCCCGGGCGAUCUGUGAGCAACAGCUUUCUGAUUUGGAGCAAGACGGCAGCGAAUUGGCAUUGGAGGAGGAUAAAUCAGACAGCAAGAUUGAACCGGAGUCUCAAAGCGUUGUACCUGCGGCAUUGAAUGACCGUUUCCCCAUGCCGCUGGUGGAGGAACAAGCAGCGCUUUCCUUACCUCAUUCUUUACCUUUUUCUGCGCACUUUAUUCAAAAGGCUCCGUCACCACCGUCAUUACCACAACCACAGCAAAAACUGCUACCGUGUCAACAAAAGCAAGAACCACACACGUCACCGUCUCAUACCCUUACAUCCGCCGAUAAUAGUACAGUCUGGUCCACCUUUGCUACAACAACACCAUCAUCCAGUACCACCUCAUCGUCCAAAAUGCUGCCUGCAUUUGAUUAUGACAGCACAUCCCCGUCUCCUUUGCGUCUCAGCGAUGAAGACCACCGUUCUUUAUCAUCACCUUACGUGCACGUUCCAAUGCCAAUACAAGAAGAAACAGAAACAAGUUCACAACGGCAACCUGACUAUGAUGAUUCCUACAACGACUACCAAAAUGAUGACGAUUACUACGACAAAAGCAUUGUGCCUGUAUAUAGUCCUACCAUGACACAACAAAAACAACAACAGCAACAGUUACCUAUCCGUCGACACGAAGCAGUGAAUGAACAGUUGUUCAUUGAUCUGAUACUCCAAGAGUUAUUGGGUCAUGAAUAUAACAAAAACUAUCCCAACUUGAGCGAUAAAUUUUCACUGCUUCUUGCACGUCCGGCGGAUAAACAACAACCCAAUUACCAAGCACAUACAUUCGCUCGAUAUUACAGCAGUCUGCGCGAUUCUGGUGAUGCAGUAACUAGCACGUCGCUCAUUCAUAUAUCUGAAGCGGAUGCAAACUUGGUCACUGCUUACUGGUUGUUUGACCGAUGCGAGUAUACUCGGGCUCUGACUUACUUACAAAGCGAAAAGUGCAGCAGUUCCUCGUACGAUUUCAAGAUCAUGAAGACAUUGGAAAAGGGUCUUGGUGUGCAAAAAGCCCACCGAUGCUUAGAGGAGAUUGAAGCGACAAGAGGAACCGAUACUGCCAUAUUCCAACCUAAUUCCUGGGUGCACUUCCUCCGAGACAUCUCUCUGGAGAGUGUUUUUAAGUACAUUAAGUCAACACCUAGAGACAUGGAUAUCCGGAACAAUCUACUCGUCACCGUGUGCAAAGACCUUUUCCAAGGCUCUACAGUCCCAUCUACCCAAGAAAUCCGAGAUCUUGCCGUCUUUGACCACAACGAAGAACAGCGACAGCAGUUAUUUUCGUUUGCAAAGAGCAUGGAGACAGUUGCAUCCAAGACACUCCUCAUGUACCUUCAUCUCAAAACAAACCAAAGAACACAAUUUGGUGAGGCAGUAAUACUGAACCGUGCCAUACAAGCAACCAAGCCAGAAGCAGGCCUUCUUGUGACAGAUGAAGAAGCGCUAUAUCGACGAUGUCAGGAGCUAGAGGAUUUGGUCUACAGCCAUGAACCCAAGAAUGCACGCCAUUUCCUGCCAGAAUGGUACUUUUUCCCACCUGGGCAAGCAAAACCACCAUACGACAAGCUUUUCCGAGAAAACCGAACAAAAGUAGGUUCCAUGCUGAUGAUCGAUGCUAUGGCAAGGAAAAUGGCUGAGGCAACUGGCAGCAACAAGAGGCCCCAUCGAGAAGACGAUGAAGAAGACGGCCAAGAACGAGAAGACGAUUGUAAAAAAGCUCGUAGAAUGUAAAAAAGCCCAUUACUCUCCCCCAACCACCAGAACCCUUACUUUGCAUUUGUAAUUAGAUUAUACCAGCGUUAUUACUUCAAAGCUAUAAGCAAUAUCUGCAAACAUCGCUCCCCACACCAUUUAUUCAUAAAUUUGCAAAUUUUAUAAGCGCACAAACUCUAAAAAUAUCGUUCCUCUCAUAGUCCAUCGACAUGAAAGUUGUCGACCCUUGAAAAGGACCAUCAUUGUUUCGGACUGCUGUCAAUUCACCAACCGUUGGUCUUUUC
This is a messenger RNA of Zychaea mexicana, 3627 nucleotides long. RefSeq lists its product as uncharacterized. The transcript has 13 exons. The coding region runs from base 206 to 3361 and encodes 1051 amino acids. NCBI's taxonomy places the organism in Eukaryota, Fungi, Mucoromycota, Mucoromycetes, Mucorales, Lichtheimiaceae. The record is from RefSeq and is a predicted model, not a curated record.